CGCCCAGGCUGAGGUGAGCUGCAAACUUGCACACGGAUGGAGACGGAAGGGACAGAGGUGAAAAUGCCUGCUGUAACCAUCCGGAUGACUUGAAGAUCAACAAUGGCGGAGGCGCUCGCUCCCGUGUACGUGCACCCCACAGCCCGGUGUGUUUGGAUGCAGGUCGCUGGACUGACAGCUCCGAGCUCGGGAGCGGAAUAGUAGAGUCUCCGCCUUAUUUGGAGGAUAAAGCCCGUUUGGAUACGAUGAAACGCUUCGGAAUAACACCCACUGAACGGCAGGGACAAACGCCGUUUUAAUUUAAUCUGGCUUUUAAUUGGAGCUUCGGAUUCUAAUGAAGACGCUCCUGCGACUGUGGAUGUUGCUGCUUUCAGUGUCCAGGUUAGGUUUCAUUGAACGUCAGGGUGAGAUAAAGAAGUCAGAGGCGGAAGACGGAUUACACGUAUUAGAUGAUUAUUGUUAUUAUUAUUUUGAAAAUAACAUGGCUACAGCGGACUCGGAUCUCAUGCCAUCUUCAUGCAAAUCUUCGCUGACAUUUCCCACCUACUGAGCAGUGUGACAGGCUCCAUCUCUACUAAAGAAGACAUUUAAACCCCUCCAUCCUGUAAGCAACACGAUAAUGAUAAAUGCUCGUAUUUAUCUGUCUCCAGCAAACAGGAAUUUGUGUUGCAGCAGACCUAAUGUUUCUCCGCAGCAGCAGAGGCGGUUGAAGCAGGCCGCUGCGCACGCACGCAGGCGGGUUUGUUGCGCUCAGACUGCGCUGGAUGCUGAACAUGGUGCCAUUUCACUGCCCCGCAGCCGUCACUGAGUACCUGCUGCCACUCAGCCGUCGGCACGUCACCCUCAUCCCCCCUCAGCUGUGUUAAAAUGGACAAGGCCCUUUUAUCGAAAUUCUUUAAGGGACGCUUAACCGGCUAACGAGUGGCCAUGCGUGGAUAGGAUUUACCCCCGCACCGGCUCGUGGAGAUGUAGGGCGAAUAUAUCGGCGGAUAUUUCCACGCACGACGAAGAGGAGAAAGCGGCCCAGAAAGCGGGGGAGGUGCAUCGGCUGGAUGAGAAAAAAUGUGAGCCCCCUGCACAGAGGAUUUCACUCGGCUCAUACACAGGCUGCGGCUGUUAUUGGCAGCCUAAUAAUUCGUUUUCCGUACUGAAAUUAAUCUGACAGUCAGCUGUGGCUUCAUUGUCGCCCCAACGACUGUUAAAGCCGCCUCGGAGCUCUCAGGGUUAAUUUUUAAUUGGUUAUAAUUAACAAAACAAAAGGGAUGAACCAAAAGUUAUAAUUAGGCUCAGAUUUUUAUUUAUUACCUUUCCUAAAUCGUAGAAAGGAAUUCUUGUGAGGUAUGCACAUAAAUUCAGUAACUAUUUGCCUCCUCUAAUGCAAAAUCAAACAGAAGGCAAUCAUUGUUUUAGAAUAGCUUAGAAUACCUGCUGUUUUCCAGUCCACUGAGAAUUUGUGUCAGCUCUCAAAAAACUCCUCAGUUCAUAUAAACAAGCUGUUUUCUAGGAAUUGCUGUCAUGGAUCUGCCCUGCUGACUGUCAUUGUUUGACCUGAUGUACAUUGCUCCUGGGUGAACCUACCUUUUGGAAAUACACGUUACCUGCACUUUGUGUUGCAAGUCAACAAUUUGUCACAAAUUCACAAGCGAGAUGAGGGAGAGCCCCUGAUCCGGACUCCCUCACGUUGGUCGAGACCACCUCGUCUCAGCCCAUGGGCCUCGUGUGGAUUUCGUGCCUGAGUUGACACAGGGCUUGCCCACAGAGUCAAACAGCAGUUAAGCUGCCAUGAAUCCAUACGGAAGAGCGAGUAGCACAGCAACCCCCCUGUCCUGCAACAGCUGCGGGGGCUGCUGCUCACCGCCUCCCCCUUGCCUCAUCCCGCCUGGCCCCCUGCCCUCUUCUACUACUACUACCUCCUCCAUGCCCCCAAGCAUGACCCCUCCAUCGUCAAUGUCCCCUGCCCCGUUCCUGCAAGUGGAGAAUGGAACCAGCUGGAACUCCUCUGCGGUCUCAUCUUCAGACUCCCCAGAUUCCCAUCCUGAUUGCCGAUGUGGAGCUAAAAACCCCAACCCUUACUGGACGGCAGUGUUUGAUUACGAGGCCACAGCAGAUGAGGAAUUAACCCUGCGACGUGGGGACCUGCUUGAGGUUCUCUCCAAAGACUCCAAAGUGUCUGGGGAUGAGGGUUGGUGGACAGGAAAAAUACAGGACAAAGUGGGUAUCUUUCCAAGUAACUAUGUCACAAGAGGAGAUGCUGCUAGUUACCAGCAGCUAAAGGUUGGGGGACUGGUGGCAGUUAGGGUAAGCGAGUCCCCCUUGGAGAUUGACUUCUCAGAACUGACCCUGGAGGAGGUGAUAGGAGCUGGUGGGUUUGGGAAGGUGUACAAAGGAGUUUGGCGUGGAGAGGAGGUAGCUGUAAAGGCUGCUAGGCAGGAUCCAGAUGAGGAUAUAAGUGUCACAGCAGAGAGCGUGCGGCAGGAGGCCAGGUUGUUUUGGAUGCUCCGUCACCCAAACAUUAUUGCUCUCCGUGGGGUGUGCCUGAAGGAGCCAAACCUUUGCUUGGUGAUGGAGUAUGCCAGAGAAGGAGCUUUGAACCGUGCUUUGGCUGGAAAGAAGGUUCCCCCAAGAGUUUUGGUGAACUGGGCUGUGCAGAUUGCAACAGGCAUGGAUUACCUGCACAACCAGGCGUUUGUACCAAUCAUCCACAGAGACCUCAAGUCCAGCAAUAUCCUCAUCCUGCAGCCGGUGGAACAGGACGACCUGAGUGGGAAAACCCUGAAGAUUACGGACUUUGGUCUGGCCAGAGAGUGGCACCAGACCACCAAGAUGAGCGCGGCGGGGACCUACGCCUGGAUGGCCCCGGAGGUCAUCAAGCACUCUCUGUUCUCCAAAAGCAGCGACGUGUGGAGUUUUGGAGUGCUGCUCUGGGAGCUGUUGACUGGAGAGGUUCCCUACCGGGAGAUAGAUGCCCUGGCGGUAGCUUACGGUGUCGCCAUGAACAAGCUGACCCUUCCCAUCCCUUCAACCUGCCCUGAAACUUUUGUUCAGCUGCUGAAAGAGUGCUGGAGCUCCAACCCCCGCAGCAGGCCUUCGUUCACCAGCAUCCUCAGGCGGCUGCAGGCCAUCGAGCAGUCCUCCAUGUUUCAGAUGCCUCUGGAGUCGUUCCACUCCUUACAGGAAGACUGGAGGCUGGAGAUCCAGCAGAUGUUUGAUGAGCUCAGGGCCAAGGAGAAGGAGCUGAGGUCCUGGGAGGAGGCAUUAGCCCGGGCAGCUGAGGAGCAGAAGCUGCAGGAGGAGCAGCUAAAGAGGAGGGAGCAGGAGCUGGCUGAGAGGGAGUUUGACAUUGUGGAGAGGGAGCUGAACAUCAUCAUCCACCAGAUGUACCAGGAGAAGCCCAGUGUCAAGAAGAGGAAGGGCCACUUCAAGAAGAGCCGGGUGCUUAAGCUGGGCAGGGACAGCAACUGCAUCAGUCUGCCCUCUGGUUUCGAGCACAAGAUCACGGUGCAGGCGUCCCCCAGCGUUGACAAGAGGAAGAACCAGGGGAGCGAGAGCACCGCCCUGCCUGCCAGUCCGAGGGGUUUAUUCUGCCUGCGAGCCAUCAGACUGACCCCAAGCGAUGGCAGUAAAACGUGGAGCCGCAGCGCUGUGUCUAGGAAGGAAGACCUGACAGGCAAUAAGAAGAAAGGGCGCACCUGGGGACCGAGCUCCACCCUAUAUCGGGAGCGUGUGGGUGGAGAAGAGAAGCUGAAAUCUCUCGGUAAAGGCAAAGUUUAUUCCAGCGCGCCAGAGAUGGAGGAGUGUUCCGACUUCGAGGAAUCACCGGGGUUCUUACUGUCCUCAGAGACCAGCAGCAACGGGGCCAUGGAGGACUCGGGGCCCCUGUGGGGCAGCUUGGGGCCAAACGCGGUGCCCCCUGUCUGCAGUGCGAGCCCCUGUCCGGCGUCUGGAGGCCUGUGGAUAGGCGUGAGUAACCAGGACUCAGUUCGCCGCUGCAACCAGAGGAAGAAAAGCGACAUGUUGCUGUUGGGUUGUGCCUCUCUGCUCGCUUCUGUUGGUCUGGGACAGGACCUGCUGCAGCUGGGAAAACAGCAGAUGCUUCAGGAUGAGCAGGACCUCCGUGAGGAGCAUCGGAAGAAGAAGGAUGGUCUCUUCCAGCGGACGGGCCGUUUCCGUCGCAGCACCUCUCCCACCAGCAGAAACCUCUCCCUGACGCUCUCCAGACAUCAUGACUCUGGGCUCGCCUGCCUGGACCCGUCUCCCUCCGUCACACUCCUCUCUCUGUCCUCUCUGUCUGACUGCAACUCCACCAAGUCCCUCCUUCCCUCGGACUCGGACGAUUACCCUCUGACCCCGUCGGCCAGCAUCAAAACGCCGUCUGGGGCUCCGCCUGCUCCGGCUCCCGCCCUCAAUCCACUCCUGGACCUGCGGGCGGAGAGCUUCAAGAAAGAGCCCAACCAGUCGCUCACGCCCACCCACGUGUCUGCAGCAAUGGCUCUGAACAGAGGACACAGGCGGACCCCCUCGGACAGCGCGAUCCGACCCCGAGCGCAGACUCUGGGACACCGCAGGACCCCGUCCGAUGGGAGCAUGCCAAUGCCGCCUCCACCUGUCAUCAUGACACGUAAAGGAACACCAGACACGCUGGACAUCCCUCGUCUCCCGGACCCCGCUGUGGUCUACCCCGUCACCCAUCGGCGUAAAGCCCCCGCUCCCCCAGUCCCCGACGCGGCUCCUCCAUUCCUAAUUAGCCCCCUAGAGAGACCCAAGACCCUGGAGUUUGCUCCUCGCCCACGGCCCACUCCGGCCCGGAUAAAACCGGACCACAGGAAGCUGGGCUCUGUCUGCCGGACCCUGAGCUCAUCACCGGGCAGCAGCUGCGAGAGCCCCCUCGGUUCGGGAGACAGCAGCGCCAGCGCCACACGGCCCAACCUGAUGGACAUGGACAUGGAGGGCCAAAGUUUGGACCAAACGAUUCCUCUUUGCGGACAGUCACAGACGGCCGCUGUGUGUGAACAACAGUACUUGUAAUGAAACGUUUUAAAGGUUCAAGUCAGAGAUCCGGGGAUCAAUAUGGAACCAGCCUCCUGUCUGAGCUGAGCAAAGUGCACUCAGUAAAUCCCACUUCUAAUGAUGUUGCACUUAGUGAAAGUCGCUCCUCUCAUGUGAUCUUAAAAGGUGUGAAACCUUUUAAGAUCACAUGACCUUCCAGCAAUUUUUGGUCUCUAAUCUGCAUGACACCGAGGGUCCAAUAGGCCUCUGAAAGCCUUGUAGUGUGGUCAUCCAGGUAAACCUCUUCAUCUCCUCAGAGGCCAUCUCCACCUGCUGCUUUAGGCUGGGUGACUGAUUCUCUCUAAAGCCAUUAAAGCAUCUAAAAAAGCCACUUUUUAAAGGUAUCAACUGUCAUCUCAGCCCAUCUUCUCGUGCUGUUUUCUGUCUGCGUAGUUCAACACAUUUCUUCUCUCAUCUUUCCUGUCUGCCACGUAAAACAAGACCAGAAAUCAUUGUCUCCUGUUUGUUCUUGUAGUUUGGAGCGGGUCUGUUUCUGAGCAGAGAGGGUCUCCUUGUUUCAUUGCGCAUGUUUGUUCUGCUGGUGCACAGACAUCUUCUGCAUGGUGGUCUUCAUCCUCAUAUCUCGAAACCUAAUAGGACAGAAAGCCUUUUCCCCUCAACUUUGGUGGACAGGUUACAUUUUCAGCCUUGUGCAUUAAACCUUUUAGCAACAUGGUGGCUGUUUUUAUCGAUUGCAACAUCCCACCGGGCUUCUAUUGUGUGAAUGUUUAUACUGGAUGAUAUAGAGCUGUCCAUAUUUACUGGCACCCCUGGUAAAGAUGUGUAGAAAAGUUGUAAUUACGUUUUUCCUGCAGCAGCAUAGUCUUACAUAGAAAAGAGUCAAAAUAUCCAAAUAUUAGUUUCAGAACAAAUACUCCCAUAAUAAUAAUAAUCCCAUGUACAAUCCUUUCAAAAUAAAAUGAAACAGAAGCAUUUUUUUAAUUUAUACUUUACUUUUUUAAUUAAUCAGAGUUUCUAGGAACUUUUUAUUAGCAAUCCAUAACUUUCCAUUUCCCUAGAGUACCGAUACAUGUAACAGAUGCCCAUUUCUCUUAGCCACUCUUUAAAAUGGGAAAAACAAGAGAUCAUGCCAGGUUUAUCUUGCCCCCAGACAAAGUAAGGAAUUUGGUAAGGCAGGUAUAAAAGGGUCACUGUUAGAGAACCACAGCAAAGAGUCUCCAUACCGACCAUUAGAUGCUAUGAACAUGCCAAAUGGUUGUUUUAGAGGUACGCCAGAAAAAAUGCCAUAUCUGUCCUAUUAUCACACACAAGUGGAGUUUGCUCAAUGUUCUUGGGACAAGUUGAAGCUCUUGUUGGGCGUGAAACAAUAGCCCCUUUGAGAUUGUUUGUUAUGGUUUGUGAUCAUCUGAAAGAUCCUGACACAGAACAGGGGUUAAAUUCGACCUACCAAUACUACGACCCUGGUCCAUAGACAUGUACCCUCUACAAACGGUCGUGGGUUAAAUACUGGAUUGCGGAGAGAGUGUGAUGUAGUGCAAAGCACAGACAAUAGCAGGAGCAGCACAGUCUGUGAGACAGAGCGAAGACAUUGUAUCAUCCUCCAAUGUCGGUAUGAUCUUAAUCUAACGACGAUAAUAAAUCGUGUUCAACAGCAUCUGUAUUUAAAGUGCAGAAAGCAUUCGGACCACCUGCCUGUAUGAGAAUCUCAUUACUGCGACUGCGUGUGAGGUUUCCCUGAGGGGAAAUCUCAUACAUGUUUUCCUUUCCACAGAUGAAAGCUGUGACCAGUAGGCCACGCCCCUUUAAUUCCCCUACCCCGUAUGCAUGAUCUGGAAGCAUGCAAAGCCCCUAAUCUCAGCCAAUUGACUUGUACGAUAGGGGGUUCGUGUUGUGUGUUUAAUGAGGAACUAUGAUUUGAAAGGAGUUUCAUGCCGACCUAUAAGUAUGGUGGAGGAUCUGGUUUGCUUUGGGCCUGGUUCUUUUUCAAAAGCCCUGGGAAUCUUGAAAGAGUGCAUGGAAGCAUACAUUCUUAGAAGUAUCAGGACAUUUUAUAUAAAAAUACUGUGGACUCUUCCAGUAAACUGGUCUUUCAGCAGGAUGCUGGUCCAAAUCAACACAGAAGUGGCUCAUCAGACACAAAAUCAACCUUGUUCCAGGCUAUUUCAGUCUUCAGACCUAAAUAAAAAUAAAACCUGUUGGGUAAACUGAAGACAGCAUAGCAUAACAGAGGACCAAGGACUCUGCAUGCUCCAGAGAAAUGGCAAAAGAUCACAUACUUUGCGUGCUGUAACCCUGUGAAAUUUUAUGAAAUACUAAGUGCUGUCCUCUUGGCAAAAUACGAUAUAUAUUCCCAGGUGAAAUUAAAGGUUGUAUUUUUCAGCUAUGCUGCUGUGGUAACAGAUUAAACUUUUUUCUAGGGGAAUCAACAAACGUAGCCAGCACAGUACCUGUGUGGAUGCUUUCCUGCUGCAUGUUGUCUCUCUCUGAGUUCCUUCGCAUAUCGUCAUCUUUAAAAAUGCAAACAUUCCUCCUUCAUCAGUCCUGCUCAUCCCAGCGAUGCAGAACUGGAAACAUCCUCCCUGAUUCUAGCGUCAGCCCCGUGCUCCUCUGACCUUCAGCAUCGGCUGCACUUAACUCUUUGAAACUCGUCGGUGAAAUCACAGUCACAUCAGACUGAUUGGUUGUUUUCAUACACUGGAUGGUUUAUUGGCUGCAGACGGUAUUUACUUGACUGUGCAAAUUUCUUUAGGUGACUAGUGUGUGUGUACGUGUGUGUGAGAGAGAGUUGAUUUGUACGACUGUUUUGGGAUCUAUGACAAUCCCUUUGCUACAAGAGUGAGCCCAAACUCAUUCUCCUUUUGUGCGGUUUAGAACACUGAUUAUUUAUUAAAAUUGUUGUUAUUGUGGGAAAGAAUUAAUUAUUAUUAUUACUAUUAUUAUUAUUUCAGUGCUCUCCCUAGGUGAUAUCUGUAUAUACUUGUUAAUACGGGAAAAAGUAAACAAGAAAACAACCUGGGAAUCUGCGUACUGGAAUAUUUGUGUUGUCUUCUGUCUCUGCCUGUGAGGAAUCUGUGUGAAACGUGACGAAUGAGAGGUGAAUAAAAUAAAGAAAAUAAAGAAA
Messenger RNA from Girardinichthys multiradiatus, 8128 nucleotides. It is a transcript of the gene map3k10, whose product is annotated as mitogen-activated protein kinase kinase kinase 10. The record is from RefSeq and is a predicted model, not a curated record. The coding region runs from base 1783 to 5025 and encodes 1080 amino acids. Gene Ontology annotation, molecular function: protein binding; ATP binding; JUN kinase kinase kinase activity. The transcript has 11 exons. Lineage: Eukaryota; Metazoa; Chordata; Actinopteri; Cyprinodontiformes; Goodeidae. Gene Ontology annotation, biological process: protein phosphorylation; positive regulation of apoptotic process.